This is a messenger RNA of Pelmatolapia mariae (spotted tilapia), 507 nucleotides long. Its product is annotated as ladderlectin-like. Gene Ontology annotation, molecular function: signaling receptor activity. The record is from RefSeq and is a predicted model, not a curated record. The transcript is spliced from 5 exons. Lineage: Eukaryota; Metazoa; Chordata; Actinopteri; Cichliformes; Cichlidae. Bases 1 to 507 code for a protein of 168 amino acids.
AUGAAGCUGCUGACGGUGUUUGCACUUCUUUGUGCAAUGAUCGCUCUGGCAAGUGCUGCUAGAGAGCAUCUUGUUGUGAAGAGGUCUAGAUGUUUUCACAGAAACUGGAGAUGGACUAGAUAUGGCGACCGAUACUUCCGCUACUUUCCUCAACAAUGGACUUGGGCAGAGGCUCAAAAACACUGUGAGUCCCUGAAUGCAAACCUGGCAUCUGUACGUAACCUUGGAGAGUACCAGGUGAUUCAGAGGGUCAUAUAUAAUGGCGCUCGUGAUUACGUACCUACAUGGAUUGGAGGCUCAAAUGCUCAAGAGGACCGUUUCUGGUUUUGGAUUGGCGGAACUCGUUUCAUAUAUGCUAACUGGUGUCACGGAGAGCCCAACAAUGUUGGGGGCAGAGAGCACUGUAUACAUAUGAAUUGGACAGGAAACAAGUGUAUGAAUGACAUACCCUGUACCUACCGAUACCCAUUUGUCUGCGCCAGGAAAGUAGGACACUCUCUGGAGUGA